Messenger RNA from Andrographis paniculata, 1222 nucleotides. RefSeq lists its product as uncharacterized. NCBI's taxonomy places the organism in Eukaryota, Viridiplantae, Streptophyta, Magnoliopsida, Lamiales, Acanthaceae. The record is from RefSeq and is a predicted model, not a curated record. The coding region runs from base 90 to 1115 and encodes 341 amino acids. The transcript is spliced from 3 exons.
UCCCUCCAAAUCCGUCAAAACCAAUUUUUCAUAACAAGAAAUAUCCAUGAAUUUCCGUCUCUCCUUUUCUCUAUUGCUUUCCUCCUUCAAUGGAGAAUAAUAAUUGGUUCCAUAAUGGCGCCUCCGACGGCCGCUUUUUUCCUUUGGUACGAUCGGCGGCAUCUUCGUCACCGUCCAGAUCCGCCGGCGACAAUAAUUGCAUACACCACACUGUUUCCAAAUUCGACACGCUCCCCGGAAUCGCCAUCAAAUACGGCGUCCAGGUGUCUGAUAUAAAGAGAUUGAAUGGAUUGACGGCGGAUUUCCAAAUGUUUGCCCUGAAAACGCUCCAGAUUCCGUCCGGCGGAUGUCCGCCUUCCCCUGACUCCUCCUGCAAUGUCCACACCACUCCCCAAAGGAGGAGAAGCUUGGAUGUGUAUUACGAAAAAAAUAGUGAUUUCUUGCAUUCAUUUCACUCACUCAAAUUAAAACCAUCUUCUUCUUCUUCUUCGCCAUAUCCGCCGCUCCCGCAAACCCAUUGCGGUUUCAGACAGCCCCCCUCCACCGCCACCGCCGGAGAAGGCUUCCAGAUGGCUACAUACCGUGUCGAUGGCCACGUGGAGGCCGGGGACGGGCAGCCGUACACAAACCCGCCGCUGGCACACCACCGGAGAUCCAAAAGCAUAGCCAGCGGCCUUAUGUUGUCGGGGAACAACCACCUCGAUCCACCGUCGCAAGAGGCGGAGAUCGGCAGCGGAGGCGGCUCCGACAGGCUGGUCCGCCGGCGCCAGAAAUCCGUGCCUGAUUUUUCGUGCUACCCGCCACCGGAGAAGGUUCAGAAGGAGGCUCCCGCUCCCGGAACUGUUUCGGCGGUCGCGGGCAAACGGGUAGCUCUCAGGUCGAAGUCAAGCAGCGGCCGGGCAGACGGCGAAUGGGGGGGCGGGCAGAUGAUUCCGGCGGCGGAUGGGUUCCCAAAUGACAUCGGCGUGCGGAAUUGUGAUGGUGGGUCGCUGUCGUCGAUAUUUCCGGCGUCGGUGUGGAGUUUGAAGCAGGACUUUCAGGCGAUCUCGUCACCCAUUUUUGACGGCCUGCAGCAGAAGCCCGCCGGGAGAAGGAAUAAGGCUGCCAUUGAUUAAAUAUUUAUAUACAUACAUAAGUACAUAUACAUGCACGUGUUUUGUUAGUUAUUUUUAUCUAUAAAUUGAAAUAUGUCAAUAAUAUAUAUACUUCUGUUGAAUUUAAA